ACUCGUUCACACAUUCUACCAAACUUACCUCCGUAUCCUAUCUUCCUAUACACUCCCACCCUGUUUCACUAAAUUCAACAAUGGCUUCUACAUUAUCCUCAAUUAUCAUCCGUCCAUCCACUUAUCCUGCGCCCUAUGCCGCUUAUCCUGCGCAUCCUUCAGCCACAUUUCCAAAACAAUCCAUUGAAUUCCCUCAAAAAACCAACGCCAAUUCCCGCUGUCGGAACCGCGCAACCUUUCUUCGCCCCCUCUCCGCCGUAGAAGCCCCGGAGAAGGUUGUCGAGCUCGGUGACCAGAUCUCGAACCUGACCCUUGCUGAUGCGCAGAAACUCGUCGAGUACCUCCAGGACAAGCUCGGUGUUUCUGCUGCUUCCUUCGCUCCCGUAGCCGCGGUCGCCGCUCCCGGCGGCUCGGGAGUGGCGGAGGCUCCCGUUGUAGCGGAGGAGAAGACGGAGUUCGACGUGGUUAUAGAGGAGGUACCGAGCAAUGCGAGAAUUGCUACUAUUAAAGCAGUUAGGGCUUUGACUAAUUUGGCAUUGAAGGAAGCCAAAGAAUUGAUUGAGGGAUUGCCAAAGAAAUUUAAGGAGGGUGCGUCGAAAGAUGAAGCUGAGGAAGCGAAAAAGCAGCUCGAAGAGGCAGGUGCUAAAGUGUCCAUUGCUUAGCCUUUUCAAUUAGUGAUAAAUUUUGAAUGAAUAGUUCUAGAUGCAGUGCAGUGAAUUCGAUUUAAACCAAACAUUCCAUUACGAUUUCUGGGUUUGAACCGAACUGAACUUCUUGUUUGUUUGAUUCAUUCUAGUCUGAACUACUGUCCCUACACAUAUGUUGGUUGAUGAAAAUGUGUUAAUUCCUGGGAUUUUUUUCA
Messenger RNA from Olea europaea var. sylvestris, 862 nucleotides. Its product is annotated as 50S ribosomal protein L12, chloroplastic-like. The transcript has a single exon. The record is from RefSeq and is a predicted model, not a curated record. Gene Ontology annotation, cellular component: ribosome. NCBI's taxonomy places the organism in Eukaryota, Viridiplantae, Streptophyta, Magnoliopsida, Lamiales, Oleaceae. The coding region runs from base 81 to 662 and encodes 193 amino acids. Gene Ontology annotation, biological process: translation. Gene Ontology annotation, molecular function: structural constituent of ribosome.